CUGCUGAAUUUAAAGGAAGAGUGAAGGCAGACAAGGGUGGUGGUGGUGGUGGUGGGGGCUGCAAAAAAAGGGACGCGCACAUGCAGCCGAGUCCGGCUUUGCGCAUGGAGAGCGCAGCGCGCCGGGAUGAAAGGCGUCCUCACCGGAGAACCUGGACCGACUUCACCUGGAACGAUCCUGCAAGACACGGCUCAUAGAUGAGAACAGCUCCGGGGAGGGACGCUCUCCGUCGGACUAGGAGCCCGUCAGCCCGCGGCGACCAUGUCGGACAACUCCACCGGUCUUAACAACGACACGCUGCCGACGGCCGCGGUCACGGUCACGCACUACAAUUUCCCCGCGCUCAUAUUCGGGGUUUUGCUGAUUGUGGUCGUCACGGGCGGAAACGUGCUCGUGUGUCUCAGCGUUUACCUGGAGAAGGCUUUAAAGACGACGACGAACUACUUCAUAGUGAGUCUGGCGUUCGCGGACCUGCUGCUGGCGGUGCUGGUCCUGCCGCUCUUCGUUUACGCAGAGUUCCAGGGUGGUGUUUGGUCCUUGAACAUGCCCAUGUGCGAUGGCCUGAUGACCAUGGAUGUGAUGCUGUGCACCGCAUCCAUAUUCAACCUCUGUGCCAUCAGCGUGGACAGGUUCAUUGCCGUGUCCAUCCCUCUGAACUACAACCGUAAACAUGUGGACCACCGCCAGCUGAUCCUGCUGUCUGCCACCUGGCUGCUGGCCUUAGCGGUGGCCUCGCCGGUCAUCUUCGGCAUCAACAACGUGCCCAACCGUGACCCCAGCGAGUGCAAACUGGAGGACAACAACUACGUGGUCUACUCCUCCGUCUGCUCCUUCUUCAUCCCCUGCCCCAUCAUGGUGCUGCUCUACCUGGGGAUUUUCCGGGGGCUGCGGCACUGGGAGGAGACGCGAAAGGCCAAGCUACGCAGCAGCAUCGAGGCGUGCAGGAAGCUGCAGCACGCCGCCGUCGCCACCGCCCUCCCGCCGCUGACGGGCACCAUCCCCGGACCGCUGCCCAUGCCGCUGCCCCGGAUCAUCGAGAGGGACCUGGCCCAGUCUCGGAUGGACGACACGGGGGACUACACCCAGCAGGAGAUCCCUUACCCUCGGCAGUACAGAGAGAACUCGGUGCCCACGGUGACGUUCACUCAGCAGCGGCACUUGAAGAAACGAGCGAAGAUCAACAGCCGGGAGAGGAAAGCGAUGAGGGUGCUGCCCGUCGUGGUCGGCUGCUUCCUGUUCUGCUGGACGCCGUUCUUCGUGGUCCACACGAUGCGAGCCUUGUGCCUGACGUGCGACAUCCCCAACAGCCUGAUGAGCACCGUCACCUGGCUGGGCUACGUCAACAGCGCCCUCAACCCCAUCAUCUACACCAUCUUCAACACCGAAUUCAAGAAGUUCUUCAAGAAGUGUUUCCGCAGCUGCUGCUGACGACGCCGACGCCGACGGUGGACUUCCCAAUGCAAUGACUCCGAACAGAGGGUGGAUUUACGGCUCCGGGUUGGGAAGUUUAAAUACAUUGACUCUGCACGAAAAGAAGAUGGUUGAUGGUAUCAACAAGGUUUUUAAAAAGCAAUCAUUGACGUUAUUAGUGUAAUUUCUGGGUGCAUUUUGUCCUUCGAUGAUCCCUGAGGACUUCAGCCCAGAAACAGUGAUGGUGUUUCGCUGGAAAGCUGCAGGAAAACAGUGAAGCACAAGACUCUGAAUCGAAGGAAGCUUUCAGUUUGUCCAUAAAGCACUUGUUCUUAUUUUCUCUUUGCUGUCUAUCAGCCUUGGCUGAAUGGUUAUGGUCGGCUGGCUCCCAGAGAAGGAAGCAGGGAUUUGUACAGAGCUUGAGAGAAGCGUGACUUCCUGAACAGAUAAUCUCAGUUCAGGAAAAAAAAAGUCUGAUCAGAAUAACAAGCAGCUUCAUGACCAAAAACUUGUUAAAAAAUAUAAAUUUAAGUGCAGGUUCCUUAAAUAAAGAAGUAGAAGCUAAUUGAUACGCCGCCUCUCGGCCAGCUGGGACAGAAUACUUUUAUUUAACCAAACGUUUGAAUGCAGUACACUUCCUGAUUUUCUUUUCACGCUUACAAACUCUGCCGGACUUUGGGCUCAUAAAUAUUUGCCAUUUGGCAAAAAAUCCAUCUGGAACCAUGAAUGAACAGCACUGAACUCAUCGUGGCUAUUUAAAGGGCAGGUCCAUCUCAUUUAUUUUCUAUUUUCUAGUUUCAAAAUAAAGUAUUUGUUUGCAGACUCCUCGUCCACAAAUCCAAAGAAUCGACCGGGUUAACCAGGCUGGCAACACUCAAUUUUGAUUUCAUUAUGUUUCAACUGAUAUAGAUUUAAAAAAAAAAACAACCAAUCAGAGCAAUUUUAUUGUAGCAAACUACUGUUUUUGUCUUCUGUCCAUCACCAGAUAAAGACCUGCCUCCAAAAGAUCUAAUUGGCCCGACGCAGCUUUGCAGGAACAUAAUCGGUUGCUAAAGGGCAGAGGAAGUUCAGUUCAGCCUCCAUGAUACUGAUCAUCCACACAAACCGUCCCAAUCUUUGCAUCCCACAAGAUUUAGAGGCAACUACUGGAAACAGCUGAGACUCUGUGGGAUAUAGACGGUGAAAGUCAUCAAUACAGACGUCUCCAUGUUGGUGAGACUCGGUAAACAAAGUGCGUGGACUGAAGUAGACGUGGAAAAUGGUGAAUUAUUGUGGUGUUUUUGUCUGAACCAACCGGACAGACUGUGGAAAACAUUUGGAGUUUUAUAGACUGUGAGAAGUUAUCAGAGGAAAGGAGGAGCUUUUGUUUGGCGAAGCUCAACCAGGAUCUACGAGGCUAAAGUCUGGACAACAUCGGCCCAUUUCUUCUCAGAUAAUGACAAGAAGUUAAAUGAUAAUAAUAUAGUUCAUACCAAGCUUCCACAUGUGACUUUUAUCUGAUUCCCUGCUGCAGAAGUGUUGAUCACUGCUAACAAAUCUUCUCUUGCAUUUAAAAAGACUUGAUUACAAGAAGGAACAAUGUCAGAAACUCUUCUGGUGCCAAUUGUUGAAACGUCUCGUCCAUCUCCAACAGUCUCCUUAUAUUCAGUUCAAUUCAGUUAUAUUUAUAUAGCGCCAAUAACAGUACAAAUUGUCUCAAGACGCUUCUCAUCCCCAAGAACCUCCCACAUCCAUAAACAAAGGAAACUUGUCUCCUUACGUCUUGAUCCUGUACGAGAAAUGACAAAUGACUUUUUAACCUUUAAACUUUGUACACAAACCCAAAAACAGGACGAGGGACAAGAAGAGAAAAACAAGAGGACCAUAUACUACAGAAGCAACACAGUUCUUUAAAUCUAGAGAAUUAAAAAUCGGUAUUGUAUUCUGGGUAAAAAAAAAAAAAAAAAGUCACCAGAUUGGGUGAAAUCAGCAAACUACAUUUCAAUUAACAGUUCAGAUGUUGUCCAGACUUUAGCCUCGUAGAUCCUGGUUUAGCUUCACAACACGGAGACUCCGUAUUCAUGACGAGCUGUGAAAACCCAAAAAUACAUUUUUAAAAUACCAAUGCAACAAAACAUUCUUACUUUAACCGCACCAAAAAAAACAAACACAUGAAUGACAGACCCGUCCUUUAAAGUCAGACGUGCAUUGAUGGAAGCUUUGACGUGUCCUGCCAGACUUUAAACCUCUAAAGCCAAAUUAACGAGGUCCCACAAAGUCAUUCAAGAGUCAUUUCUUUUCCCAGUUUCUUCAGUUUCUAAUUCAUGCGUUUACGUCCUUCAGCGACCACCAAUUUGUUCCUUUCUAAUACAUUUAAUGAUUCAUUCCAGCGCUCAUUUAAAAUAAAAACCAAAAACACAAAUCUAGUUGUUUCUGUUCAGAUGAUCCUCCAUCACGACAAAGAUUUACAGUUUCCUUCCGUUUCUUUUUCUUCCAACUAAACUUUUACGUUCUUUUGAAAGUGAAUCAUUUAAUUUAAGAGAAUAUGAAAAGAAUCUUGUUGUGUUGUGAAGUUUUUUUUUUUUUUUUGUUACAGCUAGAAUUUACUUUGGGAACAUAAAACGGAGAAAUUCAUCUUACUUAAAGAAAUGUAUUCCUUAACGAUUACUUCUCUUCCUUAAAAUACUCCAACAUGUUUUUCCAACUUACGUCUUUGUAUCUUUAAUAGAAAACUCAGUUUUAACAAACAAAGCUUCUUUUUUUUUCCGGAUCGUGUCUUGAUAACUCAUUAGAGUCUCUGUUAUUUUGUUUUUUUUGUUUUUGUGAAUCCGAUCUGAAGUUGUGUGUUUCACCGCUGUGUGUGUCGGUUGCUGCCUGUGCCUACUGUUUGCCAUAUCCACGUUUUAUGUGGAAACCUUUCUAAUAAAGUGUUUCAUCAUUACUCUGAA
Molecule: messenger RNA, 4337 nt
Organism: Mugil cephalus (flathead mullet)
Lineage: Eukaryota; Metazoa; Chordata; Actinopteri; Mugiliformes; Mugilidae
Gene: drd4b
Product: dopamine receptor D4b
Exons: 4
Coding region: 262-1428 (388 amino acids)
Biological process (GO): adenylate cyclase-inhibiting dopamine receptor signaling pathway; adenylate cyclase-activating adrenergic receptor signaling pathway
Cellular component (GO): plasma membrane
Molecular function (GO): G protein-coupled receptor activity; dopamine neurotransmitter receptor activity, coupled via Gi/Go
Source: RefSeq, a predicted model, not a curated record